CACCUCACCGAGUCGCAGAGAGAGAGAAAGCGAUCAAGUUUUCACUUCAGCCUUAUCCAGUUUAGGGUUUCGGUUCCUGACCCUAUCUUUGACGUAUUGAAACCCUAAAUUUAGGAUCAGGUAACCCCGGAUCAUCUUAUUUUAGAAUUGAUUUCUCUUCCUCAUCAAUUUUAGGGCUUGGCUUCGCUUAUCCCCACUUUUCUUUUAAUAUUCUGAAGUUUGACUCUUUUUUUUCCUUUGAGUUAUUUUUUCUCGAAACCUUACAAUUUUUGGGGGUUUGAUAUAGUUUUAAUCAGAUCUUUCAGGUAUAAGUCGUGUAUUUUGUUUUAAGUGAGAGAUGGUUGUGGUUUUUUGUUUUCAAUUCAAUUUUGGCGUUAAUUUUGUUGUGCAGUUAUCAUUGGUAGAUUGUUACUAUGGCAUGUUUCAAGUAACGACGAGUUGUUUUAUCGCUGCCAUUUUUGAAUCAUUUAGUUUAAUUAUUUUUGGUGUUUUAAUUUUAAAAAAAGCAAUCUUUUAAUACAUGACAUGGUCAUUGCUGAUAUCUUCUUUUAUUAGGUUUGUGGAAGAUUAUUUUGAUGUGAAAGAGAUUAUUAAUGACAGUGGUUUUGCUUUUGUAUUUUUUUGAUGCGUGUUAUCGUAGUAAUUCAGCUAACCUGUUGAUUGAAAAUUCAGGUCUGAGCAAUCUGGUUUUUGGAAUCUUCUGUCUUGGAGAGUUAAGUUUUAUGUCUGAAUUAGACGCUCAGAUUCCUACUGCCUUCGAUCCUUUUGCUGAGGCAAAUGCUGACGACUCGGGUGCUGGGUCAAAGGAGUAUGUGCAUAUUCGCGUACAGCAGCGAAAUGGUAGGAAAAGCCUGACAACUGUUCAGGGAUUGAAAAAAGAAUUCAGCUAUAACAAGAUACUUAAAGACCUUAAGAAAGAGUUCUGUUGUAAUGGUACGGUUGUUCAGGACCCAGAACUAGGACAGGUUAUUCAACUUCAAGGUGAUCAGCGGAAGAAUGUUUCUACCUUCCUAGUCCAGGCUGGCAUUGUGAAGAAGGAACAUAUCAAGAUUCAUGGUUUCUGAGUGACUGGAAUCUUGUGUCAAGUCUUACCUGCCCGAAUAUGAGUUGGGAAUAGAUAAUCUGAAUUCUAUAUGUGGUUGUGGUACUGUGUCGUGUUUUUACCAUGUGAUGUGGGAUUAUGGAUUUUAGAACACUGUGUGUUGUUUGCUUCAAAGACAUAUAUAAAAACAGUUUAAUGGAGUCCUAUGCGAGAUCUCAUUUCAUUUAGGGGGUCCAUGAAAAUCAGGGGUAAACUAAUACAUUUUGAAUCAUCUUAAUGUUCGAGUAAUAGUAAAAAAAAAUUGUUAAGAGAAUUGCCAUGGUCAGUUUGAAUUCCUUGUCAAGUUUGUUUCGUUGUUAUAACGUCAAUAUUAUUAACAACAUAGUUAGCAGAAUUUGAUCAGCUAGUUUGAUUGGUCUAAUUGGGAACUGGCCCAGUUAUUUGGUUCGGAGUAAUCAAUGAAUUGGCAGACUUAAAAAUCUGUAAAAUUUAGAAAGGUAGGUGAAAAAGGGUCAACCACGAAAACUGGAAGUGUAAAUGGGGCUAAACGGUUCAUGUGUAAAUCGUCUGAAAUUACAUCUUCCAUAAAAUAUACGUACCUAGAACCCUAAUUCGACAUUGU
Messenger RNA from Abrus precatorius (Indian licorice), 1664 nucleotides. Its product is annotated as protein translation factor SUI1 homolog. Bases 594 to 1064 code for a protein of 156 amino acids. The transcript is spliced from 4 exons. Lineage: Eukaryota; Viridiplantae; Streptophyta; Magnoliopsida; Fabales; Fabaceae. Gene Ontology annotation, biological process: translational initiation. The record is from RefSeq and is a predicted model, not a curated record. Gene Ontology annotation, molecular function: RNA binding; translation initiation factor activity.